AUGCAUCUGAAGGCAUCUCAACUGCAUGCCAGUUCUUUGCAGAGAGAGAGAGAGAGAGAGAAGGAAAGAGGGGUGGGGAGUUUCCAGGAUUGUUUAAGGCUAGUUUUAAAACUGCCAUCCGGAGGAACACUUUCAGUACCUCUGGAAAGCGAGAUGGCCCAGACUGUGCCUCUGUUGCUGUUGGCCGUGCUGAACUCUCUGAGCUGCCACAGUGAAGUGAGGGCCAGGGACCCUGAUGUGGAGGAAGAGGAGGCUGUUGGGACUGGAGGAAGAGCACAUCAUAUGCCUGUCACCUUUGGGAUGCCAUAUGGACAUCACAGCAUCCCAGUGUCUCCAGCUGGCUCAAAAGAGACUAUACGUCUACCUGCAAAAAGAGGGAACUGGUGUGCGUAUGUAAAUCACCGUGUGGUCAUGUCAGCCGUACUCUGCACAGAGACUCAAACAUUGAAAUCAGUGAACCCCUGUCCCGAUGGAGCGCCUGACUGUCAAGUCAUCACGUAUAGGCAGUCUUCACGGCCUGUGUACAAGCAGAAGCAGACAGCACUGUCUUCUACGCACUGGAGGUGUUGCCCAGGCUAUGGAGGACUCAACUGUCAGGAAAAAGGCAACACACAAUCUCCAGGAAGAGACAAACCCCCAGAGGAUGAGAAGCAUGCUUCAAAGUCUGAGGUCAAUGACAAUGACAACUCAGAAGAUCAAAUGGAAACAGACCUAUUGGAAGAUGCAAGCUGGUCUGACAAACAUCUACAGGAGGCUCCCAUUCACGGUUCUUCAGCAAACCAGAGCCCUGUUGGUGUCAAAGAACAGAUCCCUACCUCUCAGCCUCUGCAAUUUCUUGAUUCAUCAAUUCUGCUGUCAAUGCAUCAGUUAAUGUCAACUAUGAUGAGUCAGCUUCAACCAGUGCUGGAAAGCUUCAAUCAAACACUGGAGCAUCUGUCCAGUGAGGUGGACACACUGUCUCAGGACUUGCAGCAGUUGCGGACGGAACAGGACGAUAGCAGAUCCAUCAGCAGAGGUGAAGGUCACAGUGGAUCUAUUGAGCAGAGACUAGAGUACAGCCAUCGUCAGGUCGACCAAAUGAAAACCCAACUGGACGCACAGAAAGACCAGAUGGAGAGGGUCUUUCAGAGCCAACAAGAACUCCUGAAACACAACCUAACAAAACUGAAGGAAGAGAUGGAUGAUCAGAUCAGUCAGAGUCAGGAUGCACAGAUGAAUCUCCGUUCUCUAACUGAAUUGGUUGAGGAGGUGAGACUUGGCCAGAAAAGGCUGGAAGGGGCACUGCAGAGACAGCAUGCUGAGUUUGUCAAUCAAAAUGGAGGCCAGCCAACACAGGCGUCAGGAGUGUGGGAGGCCAUCACUCGGCUAGAUGAGAAGGCACAAAGUAACUCUGUGCAGCUCAGCAGCUUGUCUGACACGUCAAAAGAUUCUGCUAGAAAGAUCAAUGAUCUGCAGAGAGACCUAAUGAUUCUGGGACAGAGCAUAGGGGACGUCAAACAACGCGCUGAGGUCCACUUUGUGGAGACAGGUCUGGAGGUGGAGGCUACUCGCGUAAAGGUGCUCGAAAGCAUUGGGGAACUUACAGAUAACGUAAGUGCACAAGAGGGCCAGUUGAGAGAAAUUGAGCUUGACCUGGACAACAUCUAUCAUCAACUACAAAGAAAUGAUUCGGUAAUUGGAGAGCAGGUCUGUAGCUGCAAAUCUAUGGGAAGUUCACUAGCUAGGUUGGAGCUGGAAGUGGCUAACGUGACACAUUUAACGAGACAGAACCGACUUGCACUUGAGGAGGCAAAUCUAGAUAGGAAUCAGGCCACUCAAAUGGAGGAUCUUCAUCAGGGCCUGCUGAAUAUGAAGGAAUCAUUGGCAUUUGAGCAGAGCAAAAGCAGGAGUCUUCAUGACAGUAUUUCCCAGCUACAGGCUUCACUCCUGAACAGCCAGCAAGAGAUACAAAGCCUGAAAGAGCGGGACGAGGACAAGUCGGCUGAAAUUCAAGGCCUAUCAGCCACCUUCUCUUCCCUCCUGAAUGAUGCUGUACGCCACUCUGAAGUCCUGGAAGUGCUACUCGGAGAAGAGGUCUUGGAAUUCACACGCUGGUCACAAAGCCAAAAGAAAGAGUUCAGUAUUCCAGAUCUUUUCCAGAGAAUGCAUGUGAUGCAGCAAAAGAUUGAGACACAUGAUAGGAGUCUGAAUUCUAUUCGGAGAAAGCAUCCUGACGGAGAUGACAUGAAUAGCGAUGACCCGGUGGCAUACUCAGAAGGGACCACCACAAAGAACCAGAUGAAGGGCACUGAAAGUUACCAGUCCUCAUUAGACCCUUUGACUGGAGAGGAGGAUGUGGAUUACUCGGUCAGUGACUUCUGGAGUCUAGGAAAAGAGGUGGAGCAAUUAGCAGGUAGAAUAACCAUGUUGGAAGAGCGCUGUGGCAACUGUACUGAGCCCCCUGGUGGCUCUGUUGUGGAACUGCAGGCAGAUAUAGCAUACCUACGUCAGAGCCUAGAGCAUCAUUUGGGGAUGUUUCAAAAACUCUUCAGUAAUGCAGAAGAACUAGCCAGCUCGGCCAGAAGCCUGAACCUAUAUGAAGUUUGGAGGUUGGUGAGAAAGAAAGAAGAAAAGAAAAGGAGGGGGCACAAAAAGCAAGAAGAACAGGAGAAAAGAGAAGAAAAGGCUUCCAGUGAGCGACGCAAAAGAUACAGCGAAACAGAACAUGCUCGGUUACCACAUCCCCCUGUGGUGUUCAUCACAAGCCUGGACUACAGAAUAGGGCCAAAUGGGGAGCUCACAUCAAAAAAUGUUGCUGUGAACUACGGUGGUACUUUUAAUCCUACAUCAGGGGUGUUCCAGGCCCCUGAGACGGGACUCUAUCUCUUUUUAGUGACCUUAGACUUUGAGAGAGGCCUUUCAUUGGCUGUUCUGAAGCGCAGUGGAGUUACAGUGGCCUCCCUCAGACAGGAACAAGGGGAAAAGAGGGGACCAGUGAGCCGAGCCUCUCUGCUGGAGCUUCGGCGUGGGGAGGAGGUUACAUUAGAAUUGAUGCAUGGAUCAUUACGAAAAGCGCAGCCUGGGGAUAACAAACUGUCUGGACUAUUGCUCUUCAUUACAGAGCACAAGGACAUGCUGUGAAAAGAACUGGGUGAGCGACAAAGGCAUGGGAGGAUACAUUCAAGUCUGACGCACUGUGCGUCACUGCCAGACAUGCUGUAAUUUGUAUGCAUGUAUCCUCUUCUUGAAGGUGCAAAAAUACUUGUUUAAAUACGUUUUGUAAUUGGUUCUGGAAUAUUCCUAAAAACAGGUCAGAAAUAAGGGGAUGAUGGUUAUAUAGCAGAACAAUUUAGAUACCACCAGACCUUCUAAUAAUAAUGCCUUACCAGUUACUAUGAGGCGAUAUGAAUAAACAAAAGGUACCAAUAGUGAGGGUAAUUCUGUACAUCCAAAAACGAGAAUCCAACAAUUCAUGCAUUCAAAUGAUCACAUUCAAUGCACAUGUCAAUCAAGAAGAAGGAAAAAAAACAUGACUGUGUACUAAAAUAAGGUAAUUUACUUAAAAAUGGAUACAUUGGACUAAUUAUGUGUACAGAACAGCUUUUCUUGGUAAACAUAAGGCAUAUCUCUUAAAACCAGAUACUGUGCACAAUACAGUUAAAAAAAAGGUUCAUAUUAUUCAGGCCAUUUUACAUAUUUCCUUACACAUUAAACAAUUAGGACAAAAAACAAAUUGUGUCAUUUAUCUAAACAGAUAAGCUUAAAUCAGUUAACUUGCAUGAUUGUAAUGGACAGAAUAGGCUUGAGCACAAAACUGCAGCCCAAACAAUGAGAAAAGACACGCACAAGCAAUGCAAGAUCUGAAUCUUCAAAGCAAAAGUUUUAGUACCUCUCUCUCUCUUUCCUUGUACCUUUGUAGAAAUGCAGAAGUGGAAUGAGAUCUUCAUUACUUAAAUUUCACAGGCAGCUAUAAAUCACUGGCAUAAAUACACUCCCAUGAAAUAACCUGAUCUUCAAGAAAUGGCCAACGUGUUUCAGAGGGAAAGGACCCUGGUUUUGAAGUUAAACCUGAAUUCCCCACAAGUGCUAAUAAUGUAUUGCAUGAUUCAAAUCAUUGACUAAGCUUGCAAAAAAGAAAAAUGUGUUCACAUGACCUCAUAA
Molecule: messenger RNA, 4140 nt
Organism: Pimephales promelas (fathead minnow)
Lineage: Eukaryota; Metazoa; Chordata; Actinopteri; Cypriniformes; Leuciscidae
Gene: mmrn2b
Product: multimerin 2b
Molecular function (GO): protein binding
Source: RefSeq, a predicted model, not a curated record